This is a messenger RNA of Temnothorax curvispinosus, 4288 nucleotides long. RefSeq names its product cytosolic carboxypeptidase-like protein 5. The transcript is spliced from 10 exons. NCBI's taxonomy places the organism in Eukaryota, Metazoa, Arthropoda, Insecta, Hymenoptera, Formicidae. Gene Ontology annotation, biological process: proteolysis; protein deglutamylation. The record is from RefSeq and is a predicted model, not a curated record. Bases 748 to 3429 code for a protein of 893 amino acids. Gene Ontology annotation, molecular function: metallocarboxypeptidase activity; zinc ion binding.
GAUCAAAAUGCCUCGAUUAUCCUAGAAUGCAGUGAGGUGUCGUAUAUCGUAUAAAAAUCUCUCGUACGCACGCACGGGAGUUCCCGUUCAAACGUUUCAACUGUUGCGCGUCCGACCAACACGGAUUCACUCGCCGAUCGAAUUAAUCUAUGCAAAAACCAAACGAUCGAUAACGAGUAAUAAAGCCAGUAUACGAGCGUCGUUGCCUCGCCUUUCAAUUAGUUCAGCGACCUACAGCCGCACACCUGACCCAGACAAGACUAUUCAUUCACUCUUGUGUGCUUUGUGACAGGUUAAUCUCGCUGGUCGAUGAUCCAUUGAGGACCAAGAGGAAACUACGUUCUACGUUCAACGCAGUUCAACGUCGCCCAAGGGAUGAACGAUCUCGUUUCUACCAUUUCUACCGCGGCUGCGUUACCGCAUUGAGGGCUGCGGAUUCUUGCGCGCAACACCCAUAUGUGUGUGUAUGUGCGUAUGUAUGCGCGUCGUAAAUAGAGAUCAUAUGAUCGCGCGAAGGAGUCGUCGGAUCCUCGGAUCGAGCCGAUUCGCUCAGCGGGAAUGAGCGCGAUGCCGUCGCCGACGAACGGGCGCGAUCGUGCCUGAGGAAGCGCAGCGAUUGUCCGGCAGCUCUGCGCCUCCACAGGCGGCGGUACAGCAACACACCACCACCACAUGAACGGGCAAUUCGUCUUCGUCGUCUGCCGCGCGUCCUACGAUUCUGCAGUAGACGUAACUCUCUGACGCGUCAUGGCGAGCACAGCCGAGAACAUUACCUGCGGCGGCUUCGUGUUUCUCAAUAACUUUGACUCGGCUAAUCUGGCCAAGGUGGAAGCAGUGAGGAUCCCGGAGACCUUUGAGAAAGAUGUUUACGAGAUUGAAGGCAAACCGACCAAUAGCUCAAAUUCCAAAGACACGUUGGAUUACGAGUUCAACCUGUGGACGAAGCACGAUUGUCACGGCACGCAAUUCCAAAACAACAAUAGAACCUGGUUUUAUUUCGGUGUCAAGUCUAGUCGGCCGAGUGUCCCGGUCAGAUUUAACGUAGUCAAUCUGAACAAGCAAGCCAAGAUGUUUAGCCAAGGGAUGUGUCCGGUCUUUAAGAUUGUGCCGGGACACCUGCACUGGGAGCGGAUUCGCGAAAAGCCAACAUACACUCUUGACCAGAGAGGGAACGACUUUGCUUUAUCGUUCCUCUAUUACACUCCAGAAAAUUCAAAAGCCGUUACUUAUUUUGCCUUCACCUAUCCAUUCUCAUAUACAGAUUUGCAAAAUUAUUUGAGAAGGAUCGAUGCGAGAAUGGGAAAGAGGAGUGUAAUGUCUGCGGAUGACAUCUAUUAUCAUAGAGAAUGUGCAAUAAAAUCACUGGAGGAUCGUAGAUUAGAUGUAUUAACAAUAAGCUCCUAUCACAACAUAUCAACGGAGAGAGAAGAUAGACUGAAUAAUAUGUUCCCUGAGGAAAGUGAGGAGAGGCCUUAUAAAUUUCGGGACAAGAAGGUAAUUUUUAUUAGCGCCAGAGUCCAUCCAGGUGAAACACCAUCUAGCUUCGUUCUAAAUGGUUUCCUCAAUUUUUUAUUAAGUCGGGAAGAUCAGAUUGCUAUAAAUUUACGUCGCCUAUACGUGUUCAAAUUGAUACCGAUGCUCAACCCAGAUGGUGUUGCCAAAGGCCAUUAUCGAAUGGACACUAAGGGAAUAAAUUUGAAUAGAGUUUAUCUAAAUCCUUCUGAAGUAGAUCAUCCUACGAUAUAUGCCGCAAAAAACUUAAUACAAUAUUAUCACAAUUCUUAUCAACUACCGAGCGAACUAACUGACCUAUCGAAUAUAAAUUUAGAAAUUAUGGACAGCAAUGUAAGCAUUAUAAAUUCGACUGCUUCGAUAGCAAACGCUGUACGUGACACAACCACAAGACUGUUGCAACAAGUAACAUUUAUGUCAUUAGAUGAGAAGAACAGGUGUGCUCUAGAUACUAACAAAAAACAUUUGUUGACGUUAGAGCAUUUGGACAGCGCAGCUAUUGAUAAAAGCGAGGAUCUAUCUAAACAAGGUAAAAAUGAUACCGCUACAGAACUCGGAACGAAUGACAAACUAACUGGUACGACCGUCGGUGUAAACGAGACAUCAAAAUCCUCAGAUAAUUCUGGGUUAUAUCUGUAUAUCGAUCUUCACGGCCAUGCCUCGAAGAAAGGCGUUUUCAUGUAUGGAAAUCACUUUACUGACCCAGAAGAUACUAUCGCAUGCAUGCUGCUACCCAAAGUGAUGUCUAUCAACAAUCCAAACUUUCAUUUCACGUCGUGCAAUUUUGCGGAACGAAAUAUGUAUAUUAUAGACAAACGAGACGGUAUGUCCAGAGAAGGCUCGGGACGCGUGGCAGUGUAUAAGAUGACUGGUCUAAUACGCAGCUAUACUCUAGAGUGUAAUUACAACUCUGGCCGUUUGGUGAAUAUGAUACCCGCUAGAAUUCGCGAUGGGGUGAAUAAAACUAUGAAUCACAUGUUCGUUCCACCGAAAUAUACGCCGGCAGUGUUUGAGGCGGUUGGCGCAGCAUUAGGUCCUUCCAUUCUCGAUCUCACUGGGAACAAUCCCAACAGCCGAUUGCCAAAUAGCCAAUAUCGCUCUUUAAGGGGAGUAAAAUCUCACUUGAAAUUAACAUACGUGAGCAAUAUCUCUGCACCGCCCAGCAAGUCAGUGCGUAAGGAUAACGAAGCAGGUGAUAACGUUGCGCGGAGCAGCGGCAUCCUGAAGGAAUUAGAAACGAGAUUAAACGACGCGGUGACGGGGGCGAGGAAUGCGAUAAGGAGCGAGGGCAACCUGGUGAAGAAGUGCAUCCUUCGUCGCGGCGCCUCCUUUUACACGGCGGUGAAGAGGAUCAAGAGCUGUAAGAAACCCCGGCAGACGCUCGCGCGUCGCGCUUUGAAGAACCAUUGUGCCAACAACGUGGAGAACAGCGCGAUAAUCUGCGCGAUCAAGUCCGAAGUGGAGGCGAAGCCGUUUAUGAAGACGAUCGAUCGCUAUCGAUCGAACAGAUCCAAGGUCGACGCGGGGACGGCGAUCGGCGGCGACAACCUCGAGGAGCCGCGUUCAAACGCGAGUAAGAAGCCAAAGGCGGCGAACAGUUCGACGAAGACGCGCGUUUCCUCCGAGGAAACGACGGCGGUGAGGCACGGCGCGAAGAGACUGAAACUCAUCUCGUCUAUGAGAACGUCCAAGCCUCAUCCCGAGGUCGGUGAAUCGUCCGGUGCGGCGGAGGAGACUGGCGCAAAGGUAUCCCCGAAGGUGCCGCGUGCCUGCGACAAGCAGAACGUUCAAGGGGCGCACGAUAGAGCCAGGGUCGCUGCAGGAAAGCCGAGCGAGUCUUCCAAACUGAAAAAAAUUAACAAGACUGCUGUUAAGAGUUCCGUGCUCGAGGAGAGCGCGAAGCAAAAUCCUAAAUGAGCUCAGCUAGGACACUUAAGAACGAAUUAUUAACCCGAGAGAAAAUACAGAAAAUCAAUCAAUGCCAUUGACUUCCUGUAUUUCUUCUUUACCGAAAGAUAUUUUGCAUAUAUUGUAAUAUAUACAGGACGACCAGUGAGAUAUAAUCAACGGGAAGACGGGCGAAAACGAAUAAAAGUAUUUACGUGGCAAAUUUUAUACAUCCUGCGUAUAAUGUGCAAUGAAAUGUUAAGUUAUUUAUAUUAUUUGGCGAUGCAACAUGGACGCAUGGGUAUUUCUAUCGUUUCAUACGCCGUUUCUAAUUUUUCACAAAGUGAUAUGUUGCCUCUUCGCAUUCGAAGGGUGAAAUCUAAGUCAUAAUGAAAUGUAUAUAUCACGUUACUAUGUAUAUAUUUAUUACAUAUUAGGCGUAUAUAUACCGUUUUUUAAAUACACCGAUAUUUAUUAUUUACGUAGAAUUUUACUUUAAUCUUUGCAAUUAACGUUUAAUUAUCUUGGAAACUAGCGCUCGUCUCAAAAAUAUUAUAUUUUUAGUUAAAGUUACUGCGUUCUACCGUCAGUAAAACUAUAUAAUGAUCUAAACGAGAUCUCUAUAAAUCUAGUAAUCUUUUUUUUUUUAAUAGAGAUAUAUCUUUGUUUAAACUUACGUUUUCUUCUGAACAAUAGUUUCGGAGAUAAUCGCAUAGCGAGAUAAACGUCCUGUAUAUUAGAUUAGUAUUGUGUUAUAUGAAUAUAUAAAUGUUUUUCUCUCUAUUUGCCAUCUCGUGAUGGUUCGCACAUAUAAAAGUAGAAGCUGUUAUGUUAUUUACGUGCGAAAAUUUGUUGGCGAAAUAAAUGAUAACAUAUAUAUACCAAUAAC